AGCCGGCUGGCGGCGCUGGAGCGGCAGCGUGCCGCCCAGCAGGAGGAGCUGUCGCGCACCAGACUCGACUACGAGCGCGCCAAGGCCGAGAUGAACCGGACGGCCAGCGAGCGCGAGACGCUGGCGCGCGCUUCCGGCGAACUGCAGGCUCGCCACGCGGCCCUGCAGAAGGAGCAAGCCAGUCUGCGCGAGGUGCUGGCCGCCGUGAGGGCUGAGAGUCAGCACGCUGAGAUGCAACUUUACGAGAAGAGCUGCGCCCUGGAGGCAGCCGAGACGGCGCGCCGGCAGCUGGAGAAGGACAACAAACAGCUGACCCUGCGGCGGGAGGAGGUGCAGAACCAGCUGAACCUCGCCCGGCGGGACAUGGACCAGGAGGGCGGGCAGCUGCGUGAGAAGUGUGACGAGCUGCAGCGCAGGCUGGAGGAGGCGCGCACCGAGCAGGCCCGUCUGCUCUCCAGUCAGCAGCACCAGCACGAUGUGGAGGCGGCCCGGCUCACGCGCGAGAAGGAGGAGGCGGUGCGUGCGCUGGAGUCGCAGCUUCAGAAGUCGGCACACGCCUGGAGCCGCGAGCAGGACGACCUGCUCGGCCAGAAGAAGCAGCAGGCGCAGCAGCAGCUGGAGGAGCACCGAGCCGAGCUGGAACGGCUGCGGGGCGAGGCCUCCUCGCACGGCCAGCUGUCUCGCUCCAGCGUCGGCGCCCUACACACGGACAUCUCCCGGCUCCGCACGCAGAUGGAGGACAAGGUCAAGGUCAAGCUCAAGGUCACGGAGGAGCACCGCGAUAGGCUGGAGCGUGACCUCACCGAACUCAACCGCAAGCUGAGCGAAGUGGAGACCCAAAACGCUGACUGCAACCGCUCUUUGGCGGACACCAAGCGGGCUUUGCAAGAGGCUGAACAUGAGCUGGCAACGCUAGAUGGCAUUAACGGCGAGCUGCGCGACAAGAUUAAACGGCUCGAGGCUGAGAAGGGUGAACUCAAGCGGGUCCUGGACGAGGCCAACCAGAGAAUAAGCAUUCUGGACGGCGCGCAGGAGAGCUCGGCCAAACAGAGCCACGAGCUGCGCACCCAGCUGCGCGACCUGGAGCGGCAGGACGCCAACGACACGCACAAGAACGACAUCCACAACCUGCAGGUCCAGAUGCGGGACCUGGAGGCGGUGCGAGAGGGCCUGCAGAAGCAGCUGGCCGAGUGCCGCGCCACCGGUCACCGGCUCGAGGAGGACAAGGAGAACCUCGAGAUCCGACUGAGCGCCUCCAGCCAGGAGGCCACCGACCUCAAGGUGCGCCUGGUGGCCUGUUGGUCAACCGACCUGCUGGACGCGGCGCCGGCCGGCCCGCCGCCCAACGCCGUCGACGUCGACCCGGAGUUUGUGCGCCAGGGCCUGAAGGAUCUGAUGCAGCAGGAGGAGGCCAACAAGAAGCGGGAGCGCGAGACCAAGGCCCUGCAGGAACGGCUGGUGCGGCUCGAGACGGCCAACACCAAGCUUCAGCUGGAGAAGGAGGUGCUCGAGGACAAGCUGGGCAUGCUGCGCAGCCAGGAGAGCCAGCAGGAGGAGGAGCGACGCGCGCUGCGCCACAGCCUGGAGACGGUGGAGAUCUCUCUAUGCGUGCUCAGCGUCAGCUCCGUCGCGUAG
Pollicipes pollicipes is the source of this 1635-nucleotide messenger RNA. RefSeq names its product rootletin. NCBI's taxonomy places the organism in Eukaryota, Metazoa, Arthropoda, Thecostraca, Pollicipedomorpha, Pollicipedidae. Gene Ontology annotation, biological process: positive regulation of autophagosome maturation; plus-end-directed vesicle transport along microtubule. The transcript is spliced from 16 exons. The coding region runs from base 91 to 1635 and encodes 514 amino acids. The record is from RefSeq and is a predicted model, not a curated record. Gene Ontology annotation, cellular component: late endosome; lysosome; autophagosome.